GGCGCUUUAACGAUAUCCAAGAAAAGGGAGUUUGUGGUGAAAAAGAAUUUGUGCUUUGGAUGUUUAGGACAGGGACACAGAAACAGUGACUGCAGAAGAAAACAUGUAUGUGGUACCUGUAAGGGCAAGCAUCCAACCUGCAUGCACGAAGAACGGCAGCCACCUACCAGCAGAGAAACCCAAAGCGUAAAUUCUCUCAAAGUCAAUCAGCAUCACCGUCAGAGUAGCACCACCAUGAUAGUGCCUGUUUGGGUGUCUACACAGGAAAAUCCAGAACAUGAGGUGUUGACCUAUGCACUUUUAGAUACACAGAGUGACACUACAUUUUUAUUAGAAGAUACGGCUGCUGCUUUAAAUGCUGAAACAGAGCAUGCCACACUUAGUUUAUCAACAAUGUCAAGUCAAAAGUCCCUCAUAGACAGCAAGAAAAUCAGAAGAUUGCGAGUAAGAGGAUUCAAGUCUACUGAGACAUUGGAGAUUGAUCAAGCAUUCACUAGGGAGUUUAUACCAGCUGACAGAACACAAAUUCCUACGAGAAAAACUGUAUCAGACUGGCAACAUCUAAAGCCUCUUUUGAACAAGAUUCCUCCCCUACAGACUUGUGAUGUGGGUUUACUCAUUGGUUUUAAUUGUCCACAAGCAUUGCUACCUAGAGAGACCCUAGUUGGUGGAAAUAGCGAGCCAUAUGCAGUGCAGACUAUACUUGGGUGGAGUAUUGUUGGCUGCUCUUCAAGAGAUAACUUAGCUUCAGUUUGUCACCGUGUGACGACAAAGGAGGUGUUUCCUUGUAUGCCAAGAGACGUUAUUAAUGCCUUAGAAAAGGAUUUUGUUCACGACAAGACCGAAGUUGAGAUGUCUCAAGAAGAUUUGCAGUUUUUGAGAGUACAAGAAACCAAUAUACAGCAGUUGGAUAAUGGUCACAUUCAGAUGCCAUUGCCAUUCAGAAGACGACCAGCUCUCCCUGAUAACAAGUCCCAGGCACUCCAACGCCUUGAUCAUCUGAGACGCAAGUUUGAGCGAGAUCCAAGUUAUCGUGAAUCGUACACGAGCAUGGUGCAAGGUAUUAUAGACCGAGGUGAGGCUGAAGAAGCUCCAGAUGAUACCAUUAAAGGAGAAGUAUGGUACUUGCCACAUCAUGGAGUUUAUCAUCCACAGAAAGGAAAACUUCGUGUGGUAUUUGAUUGUUCUGCAACUUACAAACAAACCUCACUUAAUCAACAUUUGCUAAGUGGUCCCGACUUAACAAGUAGCCUUCUAGGAGUUUUGAUUAGAUUUAGAGAACACCCAGUGGCAGUAGCAUGUGAUAUUGAAAAAAUGUUUCAUCAAUUCCUAGUGCAAGAUAACGACAGAAAUUACCUGCGAUUUCUGUGGUGGAAAAAUGGUGACAUUACCAAGGAGCCAACGGUAUUCAGGAUGAAAGUACAUCUUUUUGGGGCUACUUCAUCGCCUGGUUGUGCCAAUUUUGGUUUGAAAUAUCUUGCUAAAAGUUAUGAGAAUGAAUACCCAUUGGCAGCAGAAUUUAUUAAGCAUCACUUCUAUGUUGAUGAUGGUUUGACCAGCUCUGAUGACGCAGAUACCGCCAUUCAGAUUAUCGAUCAGGCAAGGAAAUUGUGUGCCAGUGGAGGCAUACGAUUGCACAAGUUCUUGUCCAAUAGCAGGGAGGUAUUAGAAACGGUCCCAGAGUCUGAGCGUGCUACAGAGGUGAAUGGUGUGGAUUUGAAUAAAGACAGAUUGCCAGUUUCCACUGCAUUGGGAUUACAGUGGAAUGUAGAAGAUGAUGUUUUUCAGUACAGAGCUUUUACCAGUGAAGUCAAGGCAAAAACACGCAGGGGAGUGCUAUCUACAGUGGCAUCCGUGUAUGAUCCUCAAGGCUUUCUAUCCCCAUUUAUUCUUAUUGGGAAGCAGAUAUUGCAACAAAUGUGUAAAGAGAAUUCUGCAUGGGAUGAAGAACUUUCCAAUGAUCUUAUGCCACAGUGGGAAAAAUGGUCUGAAGAAUUGAAGGAUAUUCAAAAUAUCAAGGUGGCCCGGUGUUUUAUACCAAAGAACUUUGGAACAGUAACGCGAAGAGAACUUCAUCAUUUCUCUGAUGCGAGUUUAUCUGGAUAUGGACAAUGUUCUUAUAUACGACUUGUGAACGAGAAAAACGAAGUACAUUGUUCUCUUGUCAUGUCAAAGGCCAGAGUAACUCCAUUGAAGGUUAUCACCCUACCAAGAUUGGAGCUCAAUGCUGCAGUAGUCUCUCUCAAAAUGAGCAAAGUUCUUGAAUCUGAGAUGACAGAGAAGUACCGUCAUUAUUUUUGGACAGAUUCAAGGAUUGUGCUAGGUUACAUAAACAAUGACACACGCAGAUUUAAAAUAUAUGUAGCCAACAGAGUAGAGCUGAUCAAAGAAGCAACUUCCCCACAGCAAUGGCACUAUGUAAGAAGUGAAGACAACCCUGCAGAUCACGCAUCAAGAGGUUUGUCAGUGGAGAAGUUGAGAGACUCCACCUGGUUUACAGGACCAAGAUUUCUUUGGAAUCCUGAUUUAGAGAUGGCUGACAUGCCCCACAAUGAUGUACAGUUACCAGAAAUGGACCCAGAGAUCAAAAUGUCUUCUGUAAGGAGUACACAGACAGUAGAAAAGAAAUCCAUGAUAGAAAGACUCGAGAAAUUUUCAGAUUGGUCUAGAGCAGUCAGAGCAAUUGCAAGGCUCAAAAGAAGAGCAAGAGGUAUCAAAAAUGCAAGUCUCACUUCAGAAGAGGAAAGGCAAGAAACGACCACAUUCUUGAUAAAAUUAGCUCAAGAACAGAAGUUCGAGGAAAAACCUCCUAGUUCAACAUUGAACCCCUUUAAAGACAAUAAAGGAGUAAUUCGUGUGGGAGGAAGGCUAGGACAAUCAAGUUUUGCCUUUUCUGUUCAGCAUCCAGUAAUAUUACCCAAGGAUAGCUAUGUUUCAAAAUUGAUUGUAUCUCAUUUUCAUAAACGCAUUGGUCAUAUGGGCCGUGGUAUGACUCUAAAUGAAGUCAGAGCCAAUGGAUUUUGGAUCCUUGCUGGAGGGAAGUUGACAUCUGAAAUUAUUCACAGAUGUGUUACAUGCAGGAAAAUGAGAAAACCAGUGGAAGAGCAGAAAAUGGCAGAUUUGCCUUCUGAUCGUGUGGAAGCAUCAUGUCCAUUUGAAUAUAGUGCCAUGGAUUGCUUUGGUCCUUUCAUUGUGAAACAGAAUAGGAAGGAGUUCAAACGCUAUGGUCUGUUAUUUACCUGUUUAUGUUCUAGAGCAGUGCAUGUUGAAAUGCUGGACGACAUGUCAUCAGAUGCGUUUAUAAAUGCUCUUAGAUGUUUCAUUUCUAUUAGAGGAAAAGUUCGCCAGAUCAGAUCAGAUCAAGGGAGCAAUUUUGUAGGUGCAAAGAAUGAAUUCACAGCUGCAUUAAAGGAAAUGGAUGCUCAGAAGGUAGCUUGUUACCUAGCCAAUCAAGAUUGUGAUUUUCUUAUGAAUGCACCUCAUUCUAGUCAUGUUGGUGGAGUAUGGGAGCGACAGAUUCGUACUAUAAGGAAUGUAUUAGCAGGAGUGAUUAAUCUCUGCCCAGGUAGAUUGGAUGAUUCAUCUUUACGCACACUGUUUUAUGAAGCAAUGGCAAUCGUAAACAGCCGUCCUCUAUCAAUAGCCAAUAUCAAUGAUCCUGAGUGUGCAGAGCCCCUGACACCUAAUCACAUUCUUACAAUGAAAUCCAGUGUGCCACUACCACCCCCAGGAAAUUUUGUUUCUCAGGACAUGUAUCUCAGGAAAAGAUGGAGAAGAGUUCAGUUUCUCACACAACAGUUCUGGAGCAGAUGGAGGAAAGAGUAUCUUCAGAAUCUUAACAAGAGACAGUGCUGGACAAGAUGUAAGAGAAAUAUCACAGUGGGAGAUAUUGUUCUUGUUGUGGAACCUAAUGUAGCGCGAAACAGUUGGCCACUAGGCAGAGUGGUUGAAUGUAUUCCCAGCAAGGAUAAAUUAGUGCGCAAGGCCAAGAUUUGUGUAGGAACUGAUGACUUAAAUUCACUGGGAAAACGCGAAACCAAGCCAGUUAUUUUAGAAAGACCAAUUCAGAAUUCUCAGUCUUCACGGUGACUUGGAAAAUAGACAAAGCUAGUUUCACAAUAGGUCUAGGGCGUGAACGGUGAGUUAUGGGUGUAAGAAAGUAUGUCAGUGUACUAUAUUAAGGUGACAUGUGGAUUUACCUUAAGCAACAAGUUAUAAAGGAAAUUAAGGUAGAACAUAUAACCUCUACAUGCAGCGGUUAAUGUAUUGAUAGCAAAUAGUGUUUAUUUUUGUGUUUAUCAUUUACUCCUUGAUCUUUGGAUCCAGUUUUACAAUAUUUUAUUUGUCUUUAACAUAUUUGCUUUGCAUCAGUUGCUUUUCUUAUAAGUCUCAUUUAACAAGACCCUUGUCUCAAGUUACUGUAUUGGAACGCCCAAUUCAAAUUGGUAUUACUUUU
Messenger RNA from Lingula anatina, 4456 nucleotides. RefSeq lists its product as uncharacterized. Gene Ontology annotation, biological process: DNA integration. The record is from RefSeq and is a predicted model, not a curated record. Gene Ontology annotation, molecular function: zinc ion binding; nucleic acid binding. NCBI's taxonomy places the organism in Eukaryota, Metazoa, Brachiopoda, Lingulata, Lingulida, Lingulidae.